AGUUCCCUCCCUUCUUCUCUCCCUCAAUCAACUGUACGCCUGAAUCCCGAUCACCUCCCGGCACCGAAUUUAUUGCUCCCUCCCUAUUAAUUCAAUUCACCGCCUGCCGGAAUGGAAAGCGGCGACUCAUCCGACGUUGAGUUUGAUGCCGAAAGCCAGCGGUUCGACGAUUACAGCGUCAGCGCUGACGUCAGCGAGUCCGAGAGCUCCACCUCUAGCGCCAGCUUUUCCUGCCGUCGCCAGCCGCCUCUUUCCCCCACUCCUCCGCCGCCGCUCAAGCCCCGUAAACCCGAAUCCGAAAUGUCAGAAGUUGAAUUGAUGAAGGAUCGAUUUGCAAAACUGUUGUUAGGGGAAGAUAUGUGCGGUGGUGGAAAGGGAGUGUCCACUGCUCUUGCUAUUUCCAAUGCUAUUACAAAUCUUGCUGCAAAGGUGUUCGGCGAGCUCUGGAAAUUGGAGCCCUUGACUCCCGGAAAGAAAACUGCUUGGGGCCGGGAGAUGGAAUGGCUUCUCUCUGUGAGUGAUUCUAUAGUGGAGCUUGUUCCUUCAAUGCAGGAAUCUCCAAAUGGUGGAGGGACCUUUGAAGUCAUGGUGCCUCAACCGCGCUCAGACCUAUACAUCAACAUCCCCGCACUCAAGAAACUGGAUGCCAUUCUUAUUAACAUGUUUGAUGGCUUUCGUGACCCUGGAUUCUGUUAUGUUGAACAGCAGAUUGAAACGUGCCCUCGUUCUUCUUCUUCUUCUUCUUCUCUAUCCUCGCACAGGCAUUCGGUUAGGCUUCAAGAAGAGGGAGGGCGGUUACCGUUCCCCAAGGUCCCACCCGAUGGUUUGUCUGAAAAAACAAGGAACCAAUUGCUUCAAUGCAGGGAGUGUGCAACCCAAAUUUUCAAGGCUGCUUUGGCAAUAAACACCACUGUUUUGUUUGAGAUGGAAGUGCCAAAAGCUUAUUUGGAGAGCUUGCCCAAGAGCGGAAAAGAGUGUUUAGGUGAAACCCUGUACAAUGACAUCUCUACUGGGCAAUUGUCCCCAGAGUGCCUUCUUGAUUAUUUGGACCUAUCGUCAGAGUACACAGCUUCAGAAAUAGCUAAUAGAGUUGAGACUGCUAUGCAUAUCUGGAGGCAGAAACACCACCGGAAGAGGAAGAAGAAGAAGAAGCAACCGAAUCCAGCAAAAAGCGGGUGGGGUGGCACGAUGAAAGGCCUUGUUGGUUACAGCAAAGAAAGGGAGAAAGUCUUGUCGGAACGAGCAGAGAACAUCCUUAGGAGCAUGAAACUAACUCUACCUGGCCUCCGCCAAACUACGCUCGACAUGCAAAAGAUUCAGCACAACAAGGAUGUGGGGAAAUCGAUCCUGGAGAGCUAUUCUCGGGUGUUGGAGAGCAUAUCGUUCAACUUGAUUGCGAGGAUAGAUGAUCUGCUGUACGUAGACGAUGCCGCACGACGGCGUGCUGCUGCAGCUGCAGAGCUCAUCAGCCGGAGAGGACAUUAUCCGCAGAGACGGGCUUCUUCUGCCUCCGUUUCAUACCAACAAAAACCCUGUGCCCCAUUAUUACGGACAGACAAGGCAUCGUCGUCGUUAGUUGAUACCUCGUCCAGGAGAAGAAUACACAACAAUAUGGUGGUGUCCAAGUCAGGAGGUAACACAAAAAACUGUAGAUAUUAAUUCCAUUUUGGCACUCCCAACAGCUAGUUUGCAAAAUCUGGCAUUGGAAUAUAUAGAAGAAGAUCUUUGAUGAUGUCAUCCAGUUUCAUCCUGUAGCUGCUAUGCAGAUUUAUCAAGCUGAUGAACUUAGCCAUGAAGGGGCCGGGUCUCCAUCUAAUUAAAUUUGCAUCGUCUUUGUAUGUUUAAUUAGUUAGUGCAUAUAUAGCUAGCUUGCUAGCUAGGUUCAUUAUAUUGUGUGUUGUUAACAUCAUUCAACCUAACUGUCCUC
This is a messenger RNA of Cuscuta campestris, 1927 nucleotides long. The record is from the annotation of a GenBank genome assembly. Lineage: Eukaryota; Viridiplantae; Streptophyta; Magnoliopsida; Solanales; Convolvulaceae.